Molecule: messenger RNA, 1857 nt
Organism: Coregonus clupeaformis (lake whitefish)
Lineage: Eukaryota; Metazoa; Chordata; Actinopteri; Salmoniformes; Salmonidae
Product: surfeit locus protein 1
Exons: 9
Coding region: 86-1000 (304 amino acids)
Biological process (GO): mitochondrial respiratory chain complex IV assembly
Cellular component (GO): mitochondrion; membrane
Source: RefSeq, a predicted model, not a curated record
UCCUGCACACAGGACAUGUAAGUUAUGUAGCCAGUUGCCUUGUCAAAUUGACUAUCUCGGUGUGUUUUCCAUAUUUUCAGUAACUAUGGGCAGUUUAACAUUUAUGUUCGCUUGCUCUGCUAAGACCUUGAAGAUAAUCAAAAACCACUCACAUGCAAUUUAUUUCAAAAGGACUCUCUUAUUGUCACGACUGCCUCUCUUCAAACAAUCAGAAGGCAAGUGUAUCAACUUUGGUCGACUGUCAAGCUCAACAGCUGCCAGAGCAGCGAAGGGAGAGGACUCCUUCCUCAAAUGGCUCCUGCUUCUGAUUCCUGUCACUACAUUUGGUCUUGGGACAUGGCAGGUGAAACGUCGGGAAUGGAAAAUGCAGUUGAUUGCAGAACUGAGAAGUCUUACCUCUGUGGAACCCAUCCCUCUUCCUAUUGAUCCUCUGGAGUUGAAUGAUCUGGAGUACAGGAGAGUAAAGGUGCAUGGGCACUAUGACCACUCCCAGGAGAUGUACAUCUUACCCCGCUCACCUGUCGACCCAGAGAAAGAGGCAAGGGAAGCAGGCCAGCUGUCAUCCAGUGGAGAAACUGGAGCCAAUGUCGUUACCCCGUUCUACUGCAGUGACCUAGGGAUCACGAUCCUUGUAAACAGAGGCUAUGUUCCUAGGAAGAAGAUCAAGCCAGAAACCAGGAUGAAGGGACAGGUGGAUGACGAGGUUGACCUGGUGGGGGUGGUGAGGCUGACCGAGAUCCGCAAACCCUUUGUGCCACAAAACGAUGUGGAGCACAACCGCUGGCAUUACCGCGACCUGGAGGCAAUGGCCAGAGUCACAGGGGCCCAGCAGAUCUUCAUUGAUGCUGACCUGGCCAGCACAAUUCCUGGUGGACCUAUAGGAGGACAGACCCGAGUCACCCUCAGGAAUGAACAUAUGCAGUACAUUAUGACGUGGUAUGGCCUCUGCGCAGCAACCUCUUACAUGUGGUAUGCCAAGUUCAUCAAAAGGAUGGUGUAAAACACCCCACAAUGGCUUGAGUAGUGUAAAUGGAUACAAUGUUGAAGAUGUCAUGAAUAUACCACAGACUGCUCAUGGAAGCUGCUGUAGGUACUUAGAUGUCUUGGUUUUAUUUUGACAAAUGUACACUGAACAAAAAUAAACCCUACAUGAGCUGAAAUAAAAGAUCCCAGAAAUGUUACAUAUGCACAAAAAGCAUUUAUCUUAUGUUGUGCACAAAUUUGUUUAAAUCCCUGUUAGUGAGCAUUUCUCUUUUGCCAAGAUAAUCCAUCUACUUGACAGGUGUGGCAUAUCAAGGAGCUGAUUAAACAGCAUUACACAGGUGCACUUUGUGCUGGUGACAAAAGGCCACUAAAAUGUGCAGCUCUGUCACAUAUGCCUCAAAUUGAGGGAGCGUGUAUUUGACAUGUUGACCGCAGGAAUGUCCACCAGAGCUGUUGCCAGAUAAUUUAAUGUUAAUUUCUCUACAAUAAGCAGCCUCCAAUGUCAUUAGAGAACUUCGUAGUAUGUACAACCUGCCUCACAACCAUGUGUAUGGUGGUGUGCUGAUGUCAAUGUUGUGAACAGUGCCCCUUAUGGGAAGGCAUAAGCUGUUUAAAAUAUGGCUAUUUGAAUGCACAAAGAUACAGCGACGAGAUCCUGAGGGCCAUUUAAAGGUAUUCGACUAACAGAUGCUUAUCGGCAUUCCCAGUCAACUGAAAUCCAUAGAUUAUGGGCCAAUGAAUUUCAGUUGACCGAUUCUCAUGAACUGUAACUCUGUAAAAGUGAUAAUUGUUGCAUGUUGAGUUUUUGUUCAGUAUUAGUGGAGUUGGAUUGUUGUGCAUAUUUGAAGUAUGUAAUAAAAAUACCCACAUGUA